This is a messenger RNA of Eimeria tenella, 1584 nucleotides long. RefSeq lists its product as uncharacterized. NCBI's taxonomy places the organism in Eukaryota, Apicomplexa, Conoidasida, Eucoccidiorida, Eimeriidae. The record is from RefSeq and is a predicted model, not a curated record. The coding region runs from base 1 to 1584 and encodes 527 amino acids. The transcript has 9 exons.
AUGGCGCAGCCAGGAGAUGGCAUCGACUGGCCGGGCCUCUACAGAUGGUCCAUAAAAUAUUCAGAUGGCACGUCUCCUCAGUGCCGCCUCAAGGAGGAGGAUAUUGACUUCCUACGUGGAGCCAUUCAAGAGGCUUUUAAGGCCGAAGAGAAUCCCGUAGAGGUCAUUAAAGAGCAAAUGACCAUAGUGAACAACUUUCUGAACUCACAAACGAAAGGUCGUGACUGUAUCGCUGCCCUAUCAGUUGUGCAGCGCUUGAUAGAGGACUAUCCCGAACUCUCAAGGGACCUAGCUAAGUUGAACGCUUUGGAGCCUUUGCUAAGGCUUCUUUCGAUGGAUCGAGCAACGCUUGCGGCCUCUGGGAGUUCGGCAACUGCAGCCCAGCAGCAGCAGCAGCAACAGCAACAGCAGCAGCAGCCACAAGUGCUGGAGGAAAGCGAGGCUGCGAAGGCCUUUAUAAUUCUGGAGAAGACAUUGGAAAUUCUUGCAUCUGUCAUGCAAAACAACCCUCAAAUUCAGCAAGCAGUCGCUGAGCUGGGGGGACUAGGGGUGUUGUUUGCUCUAGUGAAGGAGAGCCCGCGGAGCAAGGCACUACGUGUGCGGGCGCUGCAGACGUUGUCGUGUUUGUUGCGCAAUCACAGACCGAGUGAAGAAACGUUUUUGAAGAGCAAAGGGUUGACGCUGCUGGUCUACGCCAUUAAAAGUGAUGAUCCUAAGUACCAAGAAAAAGCGUGUUCGCUUUGCAGACAUUUGGUGGCUGAGGGUCUUAUAUCUUUUGAACAAAUCAAAGAAACGGGACUCCUGCAGGCGCUCGAGAUGCUGCUGCCGACAUUGCAAGACCUUUCUAAUGUGCAGUUCGCAGAGACUGCGCUGCAGCUCGUCAUUAAAGUACUUCAGCAGCACCGGAUAUUUCUGUCUCGCACUGCGGACUUAGCCUCUCUCACAGCUACUCUGACGACCCGCAGCGAGUGGCUCUCAACGGCACUUUGCCGCCUCCGUAGCGAAGAGGAAUUUUUGACUGCAAGGGCCGCACUGAAACUGCUCACGCCUCAGGAAGCCCUCAAGCUAGAGAAUAUUCCGUAUGAUAGAGAAGCAGUCCAGGGGCAAAUGCUACUAGUCCAAGAGGCAUUGGCGCUUACAAAAGUGCAGCACCUCAUCCCCAGCAGCCAGCAGCAGAGCCAGGCACAACAGCAGCAGCAAUCGGUCUACCAGCAGCAGCAGCCACAGCAGCUGCAGCAGCAACCGGAGUAUCCGGCCCUUGCUCUGUCUGCAGCGCAUCCGGUUUCUUCACCCCUCAGCCAGCCACAGCCGCCUCCACCGCAGCAGCAGUCGCAGCAGCAGCCACAGCAGCCCCAGCCCCUGCAACAGCAGGUUCAGCAGCGGUGCACCCAACAGCAGCAGCCAAACUACCCACUGCAACAACAGGCCCUCCUGCACCCUCCCCAGCAGGAGCAGCAGUACCAGCAGCGUCAAGGGAAUUCCCACGGGCGAAAUCGCAGGAGUCACAGCCGCUCCCGUGGGCAGCGACAGCAGCAACAACAGCGCAGCAGCUCCCCGAGGCCCUGGCAAAUGCCCCCAACAUAA